AUGAUGCACCAUGAGCUGCUGGACGUGGAGACGAACGACUUCCUGAACAUAACCAUCAGCAACGUGCAGAUGCCCAAAGUGGAGUAUGAAGAAAUCACCAUCGACGAUUACUCUCUGACCAUCCAGAUCCUGAAACCUGCAGGCUUCGUGGAGACGGCGCACUACCCCCUACUGCUGCUGGUGGAUGGCACCCCUGGUGGUCAGGUGGUGACGGAGCAGUUCCAGAUGGACUGGGCGACAGUCCUGGUGAGCUCCUACAGCGCCGUCGUGAUGCGCUUCGAUGGGCGUGGCAGCGGAUUUCAGGGCACCAACCUAUUACACCGGAUCUACCGGAAGCUGGGGGUGUUUGAGGAGCACGACCAGUGCGAGGCCCUCAGUCUCAUAGCUAAGAAGCCGUACGUCGACAAAACCAGGAUGGGAGUUUACGGACGGGUGUACGGCGGGUACCUGGCCAGCCUGCUGCUGAGCAACGAAGACACGCCGCUCAAGUACAACUUCAGAUUUAAAUGUGGAGCGGCCGUGUCUCCCAUCACCGACUUCAGCCUCUACGCCUCGGCGUUUUCGGAGCGAUAUUUAGGGUCACCGCAGACCAAUCGGAGGGUUUAUGAGAUGUCCAGUUUAGCUCAUCGUACAAGCCAACUAGGAGACAAGAAGUUCCUGCUCGUUCACCCCACAGCCGACGAGAAAGUUCACUUCCAGCACACGGCCAGAUUUAUCACUCAUCUAAUAAACGACAACGCUAACUACACGCUACAGAUCUACCCAGACGAGGGGCACCACCUGCGCUCCGAAAGCUCGCACAAGCACCUGGGUCAGAGUCUGGUCAACUUCUUCGAGGAGUGCUUCAGACCCCCGGAGAUGGUCUCGGAGGAGGACGAGGCGCAGGAGGACGAGGACGACGGCUAAAAACAAAAAAACAAACCCCGACCCGCUCGGCGCGCAAACUGCCCCUCAUUUCCCUUCAUUUCAUCUCGAUUUGGGACAGAGCAUCUGCAUGGACCGAGCCCACGUCACGUCCGACACGCCGAAACCAAGAGGCGAACGUCUCUCCUUCAUCCGACCCUCCGGGCGAGCUGCCCGGCUGGUAAAGCGGCCUCGUGUGGACUGAGCCACGCCCUUCCCUGGCGCUCGCUCAGCUCACACGAACGGUACAAACUUAUAUAUACAGUAUAUAGCACAAGAUGUACGAUAGGAAAAUCAAAUGUGAUCACAUGACGACGUUCAGCGUCGUGCGUCCGACUGUAACGCCUGAUACUGACCAAAGUUCUCACACCCCUCGUUUCACUGCUCCUCUCGGCGUAACCCUGACAUGUGACUUUUGCUUUAUUUAAUCUAAAAAUGAGCAGAACUGAAUUUAGCGAGGGGUGUCAGAACUUUAGCAUGUUUUCCAGACUAUAAAGCCGCUCUCAGACCUGCACGUUUACCCAGAAAUAAAUAAAUAAAUAAAUAAGCAUAAAUGAGACAUUCGGAGGCAAAAACAGGAUCAGGUGUUUGGAUGGGUGCAUUCUGGAGACGAUGUUCAUGUGUGUUGUGUGUAUGUUGAUCUGAUCUAUUAUUUGAUGGUUGUUUGAUUGUUGUUUUUUUCACCUGAAGUGUCUCAGUGCCUCAAAAAAAAAAAACCAUUAGCUUUUCAUUCAUAGGAAAUUCUCAGUAGGUCAGUUUGGGUGUAAAAUAUUAAUUAUAUUUAUUAUAACUUGUUCUAGCAAGACGAGAUCCUUAAAGUCAUGACCUCAACACCACUCCUUUGGGGUGAAUCGGAGCACUGAUGGUGAGCCAGGCUUUCCAACACGAGUGCCUGACACGUCGAGGUCUUGUGGAACAUAACAUUAUGACCACCUUCCUAAUAUUAUGUCGGUCCCCCUUUUGCUGACCUGACCCAUCGAGGCAUGUCUGUUGGAUCGGACCACACGGGCAUCAAUGAGCCUCGGUCGCCCAUGACCCCGUCGCCGGUUUACUACCACUGUUCCUUCCUUGGAGCACUUUUGAUAGAUACUGACCACUGCAGACCGGGACACACCCCACAAGAGCUGCAGUUUUGGAGAUGCUCUGACCCGGUCGUCUAGCCAUCACAAUCUGGCCCUCACGCUCGCUCAUUUUUCCUGCUUCUAACAUCGACUUUGAGGAUAAAAUGUUCACCUGCUGCGUAAUAUAUCCCCACUUCACCUGUUAAUGGUCAUAAUGUUAUGCCUGCUCGGUGUAAAUCCCUUUGGUUGUGGAUAACGCUCUGGUGUCCACUGCAGUGUAUUUUACCCGAGAUGAUUGACUUGUAACAUCAAAUUACUCACUUCAUUAUACACACGUCAUAUGUGAAUGAUUGAGAAAUAGAAGUGCUGUCUACACCAGCGCCUCGGUUUGAAACUCGGCGUUGCCACCGGUUGGCUGGGCGCCAUCUAGCGGGCAUAAUUGGCAGUGCCUGCCGAUUGGGAUGGCCGGACUAUGCGGGUGGGGUCUUCGAACGCUGUGUAAGGACCCUGAUUAGCAGAUAGAGCGCGGCGAUAUACCCACCCGACUGCAAUCAGGGAUCCUCAGCAGCGGAAGGAAAAUUUACUACGAUCAAUUGGGGUGAAAAUGGGAGAAAAUGCAUCAAUACAAUAGAAAAAAAAAAAGGGCGAAUCACUUUGGUGAACUGAGUCAAAUCUAAAUUCCACUGAAUCUGUGGAUGAGUUGGCAUGGUGAGCAGAAAUCGACAUGAAUGCCGUCGCACCGGUCCGAAUCCCUGAUUCCUCACUGCUGCUCCGUCCGUAUGAACCGAAGUGUUGAAGGUUUUGGAUGUUUUUGUGCUCUGGUGUGUUUUAUAGUCUGGAAAAUAAAAUUUGAAUAAAUUCAGGCGCCGUUUUUGGAUCCUAAAACUCCAUCCCAGCCAAACGACGUGGAACCUCCUGUCGGGUGGAGCGUUUCCGUUCCAGCGCAGCAGCUUUAAUCCCCUGUAAUAAACGAGCCGUCCGUGUUAAUUAGCUUCCUGAACGAGUAACUAAUGACGUUCUGUGUUCUGUUCCGUUAGUGACUGAACCGUGUGAGGUGGAACUUUAGCUCAUAACGACGACGUGAUUAUUUUAGUCACUGUGCCUUACGGAAGCUGGACGUGAACAGAAAGCGCUACGACUACGUCACGCCGCGGCGAGCGACAGUAUUGCGGCGUCUCGGUGUUUUCCAUCCGCUCGGCUGUGGAGCAGGGCUGGCUGAUACUGCCGCGGUAUCACCGUAACACAACGUCAACAAUAUCCAGUUAGAUCGAUUACAGAAGUGAAUUAAAUAUUCAGACCGUUUCAUCUCUAAGGGUGGCACGGUGGGUAGCGCUGUCGACUCACAGCGAGAAGGUCCCGGGUUCGAUCCCCAGGCGGGGCGGUCCGGGUCCUUUCUCCCACAGUCCAAAAACGUGCAGUCAGGUUAAUUGGAGACACUGAAUUGCCCUACAGGUGAAUGUGUGUGUGCCCUGCGAUGGACUGGCAGGGUAUUACUGUGUGCCUUGCGCCCACUGAAAAGCUGGGAUAGGCUCCAGAUUGAGUGUUUCAUCUCUGCCCUGCGCUGAAUGUUUAUUUCUUAUUUAUUUAUUUAUUUAUUAGGAUUUUAACGUCAUGUUUUACACACUUUGGUAGAUUCAUCAAACACAGUCAUGAACAAUUUUGUAUCUUUGUACUGUGGGAGGAAACCGGAGCUCCCGGAGGAAACCCACAGGAACUCCACACAGACAGGACCCCGCACCGCACCGCCCCACCUGGGGAUCAAACCCAGAACCUUCUUGCUGUGAGGCCACCGUGCCGCCCUCCUGCACUGAAUGUGGACACGUUCUAUAUGUGGGACUGUCGAUGCAAACGCUGGUCUGGACUAGUGGCAGUGAUAGCUCAGUGGUUAAUGUACUGGACUAGUAAACAGAAGGUUGCCGGUUCAAGCCCCGCCACCACCAAGUUGCCACUGUUGGGUCCCUGAGCAAGGCCCUUAACCCUCAAUUGCUCAUCGUGUUCAGAUCAUUGUGUAAGUCGCUUUGGAUAAAAUGAACAUGAAAAUGUAAAUGUAGAAGUUUGGGUUCCCACUCGUUUCCGGAAGCAUGUAGAAGGUGGAUUGGCUGCCCUGUAUUGCCCUUAGUUGUGAGUCCUGCUGCUUUGGGAAGGAUUGUUUGACGUGUGGCACUGCUGAAUGAAACCGCAAUUAACUCCAGGUACUUCGAUUAGCUCGCCACUACAACUGCAUUCAUGUAUUUCCGUGAUGUGGUCCAUGACCGAGAGUACUUGAUCCUGCACAUUUGUAAAGCUCCUCCCAUAAGAACUGGCUACAUAUAUAUCAUGAUAAUAUCGUGUUAUCGUAUCGGCCAGCCCUACUGACUAAGCCCUACUUCAGUUUGGUAAAAUCAUCCGUUCAGUAUUUUGUGUAUUUAAUCGAGCAGGACGUGUUCGGUGUCUGUUUAUCAGUGUUGCAUUGAAGCUAAAAGUAUGUGGACACUCCUGUGACUAUUAAGUUCGGGUGGUUCAGCCACGCCCUUCCUCGCGAGGCGUUCAAAUUCCAUUCGGAUGAGUUUAAUGUGGAGGAACUCAAACGAUCCGACGGAUUUCAUAUGAAUGGUCAUAAAGUGUGUCACGUCCACAUACUUUUGGCUGAACAGUCUGAUGGAACCCAGCAGGUGAUGUACACGUCUGUAUUUUCGGUAUGAAGCUCCUCUGCGUGUUCUUCGUUUGUUCAGGCAUGCUGGAGAUGGAAACGCUUGUAUUUUCUUUUGAUUUCUAUCACGUGUCCGAGUGUUGUGACGUGGGACAGACUGAACGUGUGUGUGUGUGGUUCUGUUGUGUAAUUACUGUCGUGAUUCCUCGUCUGGUCCGCUCAUGUGCAGGCGUGUAAAUGACGGAACUCUGUGUGACUUGUACAUAAAACAUUUUCAAAGCUUCA
This is a messenger RNA of Trichomycterus rosablanca, 4878 nucleotides long. RefSeq names its product dipeptidyl aminopeptidase-like protein 6. The record is from RefSeq and is a predicted model, not a curated record. Gene Ontology annotation, cellular component: plasma membrane; voltage-gated potassium channel complex. The transcript has 10 exons. NCBI's taxonomy places the organism in Eukaryota, Metazoa, Chordata, Actinopteri, Siluriformes, Trichomycteridae. Gene Ontology annotation, molecular function: potassium channel regulator activity; serine-type peptidase activity. Gene Ontology annotation, biological process: regulation of potassium ion transmembrane transport; proteolysis. Bases 1 to 906 code for a protein of 301 amino acids.